Peronospora matthiolae is the source of this 1446-nucleotide messenger RNA. NCBI's taxonomy places the organism in Eukaryota, Oomycota, Peronosporomycetes, Peronosporales, Peronosporaceae. The record is from the annotation of a GenBank genome assembly.
AUGUCCUCUGCUCAUGAUGCCACCACCAAGAUCUCCAUCGACAAGUUCGACGGCGACAACUACGCGACGUGGAGCCGCUACAUGCGUGGCGUGUUCCUGACCAAGUCGGCGUGGCACGUGGUGAACCGGGAGACCACCCCCACCUUCGCCGAUCCUCGCGCCAGUGACGACUACAUCAAGACGAACAACAUUGCGUUCGGCUUGAUGCUGCUGCACAUGAGCGCGGAUUAUCAUCACGUGGUUGAUGACUGUGAAGAGGCGUGGGUCGCGUGGGCGCGUUUGAAGACGCUGUACGGCGGGUCGCAGAAGGCUGGACGCAUCUACUUGAAGCGCCAGCUGUUCAGCAUGGAGAUGGCGGAAGGCGGCAAUGUGAUGCAUCAUUGCAACGAAGUCCUCAACAUCAGCGCGAAGCUCAGCAGCAUCGGCGCCAAGAUGGAGGACGAGGACGUGGCGAUCUGCUUGUUGCGCAGCCUCCCCAAGAGCUACGAGAACGUCGUUCUCAACUUGGAGAUGAGCAGCGCGGAACUGCGAUCGCGAGACGUCGUGAGAGUGCUCACGAAUGAGCACAUCAAGAGACAAGGUGACAAGACGACAUCGGUGAAGACUGAAGACGCGGCGAAGGCGUUCAGUGCCGAGCGUGAACCUCGCCAGUGUACAUACUGCGGAAAAUUGGGGCACACGGCGGAGCGGUGCUGGACCAAGCAGAAGGACGAAAAUCAAGGUGGAGCUCGACGCGGCGGCAACAAUGCUCGUGGACGCGGAGCCAACAACGUUCAGUGGCGAACCAACAGCAACUACGAUGACAACUACGAUCGAGUUGCGUUCGCGGUUUCGCUGGAGGCUGGACUUUCGACGGGCAAGAAUAUGCCAGGGAUGUGGGCAGUCGACAGCGGUGCGACGCAUCACAUCUGCAACGACAAGGCCAAGUUUGCAAGCCUGAAUGAGCGAGAGGAAGGCGAACUAUCAGUGGCUGAUGGCAGCAAGGCUGCGAUCAAGGGUGUGGGAACCAUCAUGGAACGGGUGGUUCUGCCCAAUGGUGACGAACUCGACAUCGAGAUCAAGGACGCACUGUUCGUACCAAGUAUGAGCAAGAAUCUGCUUUCGGUGCCACAGAUCAACAAGGGUGGCAGGUUCCAAGUCGUGUUCGAUGGAUCCAAGAUGCAAGUGAAGCGCAAGAAUUCCACACAAGUCGUGGCAACAGCGGAUCUCGUCGAUGGACUUUACUGGCUGCGGACUCCUCAACGAUCGGCAAAUGCAGCAACACGCAAUGGGACCAUCGACUUGCAUGCGCGCAUGGGUCAUGCACCCCCUCGAAGUUCUGCGCAAGAUGGUGGCCACUGGCAUGAUCAAGGACGCCAAGGCACCUCUCAACUCGACUGGUCCAAGUGUGUGUCGCGGUUGCCAGCAAGGAAAGAUGGUUCAAAAACCAUUCCCAACCAACCGUGA